AUGUAUCGACCAGCCCUGAGGACAUGCGCAAGGCAAUGCGUCGCCAGACGCGCCGUCCCCGCCUCGAGGUCCUUCGCCUCCUCCAGCGGCCCUGUCUUCGACUGGGAGGACCCCCUUAAUGCGAAGAACCUCUUGACUGAGGAGGAACUCGCCAUCUCAGAGACCGCCGAGCGUUAUUGCCAGGAGCGCAUGUUGCCCCGCGUGCUUCAGGCCUACCGAGACGAGAACUACGACAAGAAGAUCCUCGAGGAAAUGGGCGAGCUGGGACUUCUCGGAGCGACGAUUGAAGGAUACGGCUGCGCAGGCAUCUCGACCGUUGCUGGUGGUCUCAUUACAAAGGCCGUGGAGAGGGUGGACAGCGGCUACCGCUCCGGCAUGUCAGUCCAGUCCUCUCUCGUCAUGGGCGGCAUUGCCGAGUUUGGCUCCGAGGAGCAGAAGGAGAAGUACCUGCCCGGCAUGGCCCAGGGUAAGGUGCUUGGUGCCUUUGGUUUGACGGAGCCCAAUCAUGGCAGCGACCCUGGCUCCAUGGAGACCACCGCGAAGCCUCACCCGACGAAGAAGGGCUACUACUCCAUCUCCGGAGCCAAGACGUGGAUCACAAACUCCCCCAUCGCAGAUGUUCUCAUGGUGUGGGCCAAGCUGCAAGAGACCGGAAAGAUUCGUGGCUUCCUCGUCGAUCGCUCCCAAUGCCCGCCGGGAACUCUCGAAACCCCCGCUAUUAAGAACAAGAACGGUCUGCGCGCCUCAAUCACUGGCAUGAUCCAGCUCGACGACUGUCCAGUACCGGAGGCGAACAUGUUCCCCGAGGUUGAAGGUCUUCGUGGUCCCUUCUCUUGCCUCAACAGCGCCCGCUACGGCAUCUCUCUGGGUGUCAUGGGAGCCUUGGAGGAUUGCAUCGCUCGCGCCAGGACAUACUCCCUCGAGCGCAAGCAGUUCAAGAACAACCCGAUCGCCAAGUACCAGCUAGUCCAAAAGAAGCUCGCCGACGCCGCGACGGAUGCCGCUUACGGCACUGUCGCCGCGAUCCAGGUCGGAAGACUGAAGGAUGAAGGCAAGGCGACGCCCGAGAUGAUUAGCAUGGUCAAGCGCCAGAACUGCGACCGCGCGCUGUGGAAUGCGCGUGUUCUGCAGGAGAUCUUUGGCGGCAAUGCGGUCAGUGAUGAGUAUGGUAUCGGCCGUCAUGUGGCGAACUUGUUCGUCACGCAGACAUACGAGGGGCAGAGUGAUAUUCACAGUCUGAUUCUUGGCCGUGCUAUUACGGGCAUCCAGGCUUUCGUCUAA
Messenger RNA from Colletotrichum chrysophilum, 1281 nucleotides. RefSeq lists its product as uncharacterized. Gene Ontology annotation, cellular component: mitochondrial inner membrane. Gene Ontology annotation, molecular function: glutaryl-CoA dehydrogenase activity; flavin adenine dinucleotide binding; fatty-acyl-CoA binding. Lineage: Eukaryota; Fungi; Ascomycota; Sordariomycetes; Glomerellales; Glomerellaceae. Bases 1 to 1281 code for a protein of 426 amino acids. The record is from RefSeq and is a predicted model, not a curated record. Gene Ontology annotation, biological process: fatty-acyl-CoA biosynthetic process; fatty acid beta-oxidation using acyl-CoA dehydrogenase. The transcript is spliced from 3 exons.